Molecule: messenger RNA, 1207 nt
Organism: Psammomys obesus (fat sand rat)
Lineage: Eukaryota; Metazoa; Chordata; Mammalia; Rodentia; Muridae
Gene: CUNH16orf86
Product: chromosome unknown C16orf86 homolog
Exons: 4
Coding region: 76-1083 (335 amino acids)
Source: RefSeq, a predicted model, not a curated record
CACCAGUCCAACCCUCCGCUGGGCCCACCGUCCUCUCCUAGCGACCGUCGAGGGAUGCAUUGAUUCUGCACAGCCAUGGCCUCAGCAGGGGCCAAGAGGCAGCCAGAAACCCAGAAUGGGGCUGAAGUAGGGUCAGCCCAGAUUGCAGAGAUCCCUGAGUGUCCAGGAACAGGAGAAAAUUGUCAGGUGCCAGCACAUGAGGCCUGCAGAACUCCAGGAGACCCGUGUCCAGUAGGACACAGCUUGAUAGCAGAGCUCCAGGAAGAAGGCACAAGCCUGGGAGAGGAAGUGCUCAAUCCAGGGGUGGAAGCAGGAGAAGACAGAGGACCCAAGCCUACAUCAUCCAUCGUGAGGCCCAGUCAUGGGCCCAAGAGAAAGCCUAUCAAGCCUCUUGUCCCAAGUUUGGGUACCCCAGCCCUCCCAGGGCCAAGCUACCAUGCCCAUCCUAGGGCUGAAGCUGAACUGCCACCAGGGCUACCACUGCAGAAGGAGGAGCCAGAGGGCAGCCACAGUGAGGCCUCACUGUCUGCUAAACAGCACAAAAAAGCCAAGAAACGCAAGAGCGUAGUGGCUCCCGCGGCCCCAGCCGUGGCCAGCACAUCGGCACCCACAGAGACCUUGGGGCUGGAGCCCUUUGCCUUGCCUUGGGUUCUUGUAGGAAAAGCCCAGCGCCUUCGGCCACUGUACCAGUAUAUCAACUAUUGCAACCCUGAGCUGAACCAGGCGGGGGAUGGAGACAAGGAGAUGGAAGUAGAACCUGAGUUGGACUUAACCCUUGUUCCUGAGGAGGCCGGUGUGGAACAGCUGCAGCUGCAGGCCUUGCUGCCUGUGGCAGGUGAGCUGGGCUUAGGCCUUGCCUUGCCCUGCCCUAACACACUAGUGCCAUUCCCUAAUGUGCCACUCACCCACACCCUCCCUUCUCUGGGAGAGGAGGCUGUAGAGGAGCCUGGAGGUGUGUCCAGUCUCCGGGUGAGUGGCAGCCUCAAGGCUGAGGUGGAUAAGACAACCCAAGUGGAUAUUGACAAGAUGUUGAGUGUCUGUGCUGCUCCUCUUGUGCCCCCUCUCUCCCCUCAGUACAAGUGACCCAUCUGCCCACUGGGAAUGUCCCUCCUCUAGGCCUGAACUGUGGCUGUAAGCCUAGGCCACCAGGUAGAGGAAGUACCUUAGUCUUUGUAUCUGGGAACUUGUGCUCACUGAAAAUAAACAU